AUGUCGACGCUUACUCGUACAUUCAGGAACCUCUGGAGGAUUGGCCUCAAGGACUACGGCCACCAAAUGCAGUACAUUGGUGACACCAAAGCCGGAACCUUGAUCGCAACCGACCGUUUCGGAAACAAAUAUUACGAAAACCUUGAGGAGGAGCUUCCGCUUCGUACUCGAUGGGUCGAUUACAAAGAGAAGGAAUUUGAUCCAUCUCACAUAGAGCCUGGCUGGCAUGCAUGGAUAUCUUACAUGGUUGAUGCUCCCCCAACAACCGACAAACUUUUGCAGACCGGUGUACGCACGUGGGAAUUGCCAGAACACCGUGCAAACGUGACCUUGUCUCGCGGGGCUUUCAAAACAUACUCGACCGUACGCCCUAAGUACUCUGCUUGGCAGCCAGUUGCUGCUUCCCGAUAG
Messenger RNA from Talaromyces atroroseus, 411 nucleotides. RefSeq lists its product as hypothetical. Gene Ontology annotation, cellular component: membrane. NCBI's taxonomy places the organism in Eukaryota, Fungi, Ascomycota, Eurotiomycetes, Eurotiales, Trichocomaceae. Gene Ontology annotation, biological process: response to oxidative stress; mitochondrial respiratory chain complex I assembly. The transcript has 7 exons. Bases 1 to 411 code for a protein of 136 amino acids. The record is from RefSeq and is a predicted model, not a curated record.